Puntigrus tetrazona (Sumatra barb) is the source of this 2392-nucleotide messenger RNA. Its product is annotated as prolyl endopeptidase-like. Gene Ontology annotation, biological process: proteolysis. Bases 218 to 2311 code for a protein of 697 amino acids. The transcript is spliced from 14 exons. NCBI's taxonomy places the organism in Eukaryota, Metazoa, Chordata, Actinopteri, Cypriniformes, Cyprinidae. Gene Ontology annotation, molecular function: serine-type endopeptidase activity. The record is from RefSeq and is a predicted model, not a curated record. Gene Ontology annotation, cellular component: Golgi apparatus; cytoskeleton.
UGGAAAGAUUCGAGUCAACAGAACCGACAUCUCUAGUGUAAAUGUUACACUGUACACAUAGCAGCACAUGGGCAGUAGGGAAGUUUGAAAGUGAUAUUUUCAAUGUGAUAUUUACCCAGAAACGUAAUCCGCUGUAUAUUUUGACAAUUAAGGUAGCACUAGUAAUCGCCUAUUCAUAAUCAGACACAAAUUAGACAGUGACAUCCCGCUGCAUUAAAUGAAUCUGAUCACCUCCUCAUGUCUGCUCCUUCUACGAUCAGUUUCACGCGAUAUACGUCGGAGGAAUAUACACCCACUUAUAUCACGUCUUCACACUGAGACUACAGCAGAGCUGCCCAGAGCCCAACUGCAGAAACUUCGAGAUCAAGAACAGCGUUUUAAACGAAGAUUGCUUUCAGUUCAUAGGAAGUUUGCAGGUGUGCCAGAAAACUCUGAGGUGAGCAACUUUCCAGGAGAGCGUCAUGUGUACUUUGAAGAUGGCAAAGGGAUAUACAGAUCGACCAUCGGACAGGGUGAGCAGGAGAUGUUGGAGGUGUUCAAUACAGAUUGGACAGGAGGUGGAUAUGGAACCAUCCAGAGGGUCAGACUCUCUCCAUCAGAGACCAUGCUGGCGGUCACUGUAAAGAAAGACCACCACGAGGAGACCAGAUGCGUGUUGGUUCAUUUAGGCGAUCUCGUCCUUCGUCAAAAGGCCCUGUUGGUUUUAGACAACGUUUUCAGCUUUGAAUGGGCCACAGAUGACGUCCUCCUCUACAGCACACAGGAGACUCUUCGGUGCCUGCGCGUUUUCCGUCUUCAUCUCAGUGAUUCCGGUGUCCGAAACACCCUUGUUUAUGAAGAAAAGGAUCCAGAGUUCUUUGUGGAGGUCAGUCGUUCCAGAGACCAGAGGCUGGUGACCAUUAACUGCAGCAGUAAGAUCAGCUCUGAGGUGUGGUUUGUUGACAGCAAGACUCCGCUCUCAUCCCCCACCCUCAUCCAGGCCCGUCGCCCCGGGCUGCUUUACCACGUGGAGCACUCGGACAACUACCUGUUCAUCCUGGCUAACACUACAGCAAACCAGGAGUAUCAGCUGCUUAGGGCGCCUUUAGCCUCUCCAUCCAUGUCGCACUGGGUGCCAUCGUUCGGUGCUGUUCCAGGGACAGUCAUUAAAGAUAUGGAGCUGCUUCAGGGUCACUGUGUGUUCACAGUGAAGGAUUCACAGGGUCGACUUCAGAUCCAGACUCUUUCCACACAAGAGCCCUAUCAGUUAAACACUCACAAGCUUCCUCACUGGGCCUGCGAUGUAUCACCACAGCGUGUUGGAGCUGUGGACAGAGGGUCAUUUGGCUUCCUCAUCUCCUCUCCAGUGCACCCACCAGUACACUACCUCUACUCCCCCAGAGAACAAAAGCUCUCCGUAACAGAGGACAACACUAAGAACAUGUCCCUCACUGAGUUUAACACAACACGCCUGCAGGCAGCCAGUCAGGAUGGUACAAUGGUGCCUUUGACUCUCCUCCACACGCCAGCGUUAUCUGAGCUGCACAAGGCUCCACUGCUCCUGCAUGUAUAUGGAGCUUAUGGUGUUGAUCUCAGUAUGGCCUUCUGUCCGGAGAAGAGACUGCUUCUGGAGGACGGCUGGGCUCUGGCCUACUGCCACGUCAGGGGUGGUGGUGAGCGUGGUCUAGCGUGGCAUCAAGCGGGUUCUGUGCUACAGAAGCGGAGGGGAGUGGAAGAUCUUGCUGCUUGCGUUCAGACUCUUCAUCGUUUGGGAGUGUCCCGGCCUGCUCUUACCGCCCUCGCCGCUCGCAGUGCUGGAGCUGUCCUAGCGGGGGCGCUGUGCAACCAUAACCCACAGCUUCUUAGAGCUGUGAUUCUACAGGCACCUUUUCUGGAUGUUCUCGGCACAAUGCAAGACCCUUCCCUCCCGCUUACUGUAGAGGAGAGAGGGGAGUGGGGAGACCCCAGUAUAAGAGAACACAGGGACAACAUUGCCUCUUACUGUCCCUGUCACAACAUUAUACCUCAGCUUUACCCAUCCAUGCUGAUCACUGCAUACUCAGAGGACCGUAGAGUUCCUUUAUCUGGGGUCGUCAAGUAUGUGGAAAGACUAAAGAGAGCCAUCCAAAUGUGUACCACUCAGGUCGGCGCUAACGCUGUCAUUCUGGACCUGCAGCCAGGAGGGGAUCACUUUGGCCCUGAGGAUUUUCAUCCGUCCUUGAAUGAGAGGGCCAAACAGUUAGCCUUUCUUUACACAGAACUUGGACUAGAUCAUCCAAAAACUCGACGGAGACUAAAAGUAACUGGCAAGUCUCAUAAAACACAAAACUAAAUUGUGAAUGCGUGGAAAAACCACCAGACAAAAAGCUUUGCUGAUUUUUCUUAAUAAACCAAACAUUUAUUUUGUUACGUG